UAGUCGUCAAUGUUCGUCCGAUCUCUCGAAGAAGAGAAAGUUGCAGCAGUGAAACGUACGAGAGAAAUGAAUAAAAUUUGAUGAGAAGAAAGAAGAUAUUCGUUCAAAUAUUCGAAGAUUAUUGAUCUAUAUAAAGUGUAGUAAAGUGUAUUAAUGAAUUUUAUAACUUUGUGACGAAUUCCUGAUUACCUAUUGCGAAGGUACACGUUAUGCAAAUAUUAGAAGCGUGAAAAAGCGUAGUAUCGUUCGUGUAAUCGAGGUAGGCGAACCAACGAGGAAAUCCAUGGAAAGCUCGGGUCUAUGUGCCGUGGACUAAAGCGAUACCAGCGAUAAAAAUUGUAAUUAAUCACUCGUUACGUGUCCUGAGCACGCGCUCGCUCGCUCGCUCGCUCGCUAUGAGCAUAAAUUAUCGUUGGCAUGGCGAUUUAAGCCGGCUUAAUAGGUACUCGAUAAAAAAUGUGAUCCCAUUGCCUUCUCCUACUUUCGUUCAGUAUCGAAAGUGAGAAAGAAAGAGACGAUCCUUUCGAUAUCACGUACGGUCAUACUUCAUUCCUUGAAAGUUAUGGACGUUUACGAUACGUAUUAUUUUGUGACUCAACGAUUGAUGACGAUUCUUGGUAUAUGGCCUUAUCAAGAUACGAAACAUUUCCCUCGAGCUAUGUUCACUAGUUCUCGUCAAAAGUUUCUCUAUCAUUUUUCAGUUACAAAUCACUUUUCAACAUAUGAUGAAUUUGAAAGAAUUACAAAUAAUGAGUAAGAGUGUAAGAAGGAAAACUGCAUAUUAUAGAAUAAUUUUUGCAAGUGUAACGUUUAAUAUCAAUAUCGUUAAUUUACUCGCACUAACGAUAUCUAAUUGUGAUAUCUAUUCUCAAUCUUUUGGUUAAAGAACACUAUACCAUGGACAGACGACGAAUGACAAAGUUUGCAGUCGAUAGAAUCCUCUGCGCAUGUUCUUCGAAUGAUACAACGAUAUAAGACAGAAAAAUCCUUCGUAUAAUCGUUGGGAAGAAACAUCUGUUACCGUACUUGAAAACACGUUUGCACUAUUGCGAGGGGAACAUUAGAUAUUAUUUAAUUGUGCGAGGGUAGGAAUAUAAGACUAUAGCGUGAGCAAUCAAUUCGACGUUCAAAGUAACAUUUUUAUGUGAAAUUUUCUGUAGAAUAGAACGAAAGAAAACGUUAGUAUGUCUUCGAGAAGAGUAAACUAUUUCGAUCAGAAUAAGAUUCUUAAUCGAUUAAUUUUAUUUAUGAUCGGCGUAGGACCUUAUGAAAAUUCGAAGGAACGAUUUGUUCGAGUUUGUUUGUUAACUUUGUUCUUUAUACCUUUGUUCGUUCAUCAGAUUUAUCAAUUAUACAUGAUGGACUUUGAGAUGAACUUGACUGUUAGAUGGAUGCAGUUAUUUUUACCCGGUCUAUGUACGAUAAUUACAUAUUACACCGUUAUUUAUAAUUUUACAACUGUGAAAUUAAUUUAUGAACGUAUAAUGAAUGAUUAUGAACAGCUUUUGGAUGACGAGGAAUUGGAUAUUGUAAAAAAGUAUAAUAAAGAAAGCAAACUAUACAUGUUACUUAUUGCUAUCAUCUUCAAUAUUUAUCACACUUUAAUUAUUUACCCAUCUAUGUUAAGUGUGAUUUUAUAUAUCAUUGGUUUAUCGGAUAAUAUUCAAUUCAUAUUGCCAAUACCAGUUAAUUAUAUAUCUGAUUCACGAGCAUUUUAUGGUGUACUUAUUUAUGAACUCGUAGGACUUACUGUCUUAACUGUGAUAGCAUUUAUAACUUUCACAACGUAUUUGAUGUUAAUACAACACGCAUGCAAUCAAUUUAGCAUUCUUAUAAUGAAAACGCUUCAGCCAUUUAAGAAAAAACAAGAUUGUAUCGAACAGGAUUUUUAUUAUAGUGGACCUCAGAAGGAGUACGAUUGGAUAGUUGAUAUAAUAAAUCGUUAUAUAAAGGCCACGCAGUUCGUUGACCUGAUAAAUUCAUUAUCCGAGAUAAUUUAUUUAGUUGAGAUUUUCUUUGGGAUGAUCCUGAUUGUUGUUGAUUUUAUUUACACGUUUCAAAUGUCUGUACUAUUAGAGAAUACAGGCGAAGCAAUAGGAUGUUGUAUCUACAUCAUUACAUCUGUAUUUCUUAUAUACAUUAAUUUUUAUAUUGGACAAAAGCUCUUAGAUCAUAGUAAUGCAACAUACAUGGAAUUGUGUAAAGUUCCAUUCUAUGCACUUACUAUCAAAACUCAAAAGCUAUUUUUAUUCGUCAUAACAAGAAGUAUGAAGUCAGCCGAACUUUCAAUAGGUGGUUUAUUCGUUUCUUCUCACGAAGUUUUUGCUGCGUUAAUACAAAAAGCAUUUUCGGUUGCUACAAUGUAUUAUAAUAUGCAAUAAGCAAAAUUGAUCUUGUAAUAGUGAAAAUAUGUAUGAUAGUGUAAUAGUGAAGAUAUUAAAUUUAAUUUAUUAGUAUCAUUACUUCCAAAAAAAAAAAAAAACAAAAAAACAAAAAUAUUAAAAACCUAUACUCACAUGUAGUAAAUACCACGAUUAUAGUAAAUAUUAAAAUGUAUAGUACGCACAUCAGGAUUUACUUUAAGAAUAAUAGUAGAUAAAAUGCUAGACAAAGUCUACUACAAGAUUAAUUAAUGUCUUAGCUAUUUCUUGUCUC
Messenger RNA from Vespula vulgaris, 2655 nucleotides. RefSeq lists its product as uncharacterized. NCBI's taxonomy places the organism in Eukaryota, Metazoa, Arthropoda, Insecta, Hymenoptera, Vespidae. The record is from RefSeq and is a predicted model, not a curated record. Gene Ontology annotation, biological process: sensory perception of smell; detection of chemical stimulus involved in sensory perception of smell. The coding region runs from base 1185 to 2381 and encodes 398 amino acids. The transcript is spliced from 15 exons. Gene Ontology annotation, cellular component: plasma membrane. Gene Ontology annotation, molecular function: olfactory receptor activity; odorant binding.